AUGCUGCAGACCCUGUACGGGUCGAUCAUCGCCUCGACCCUGAGCAGAGUUCUGCUUUACCCAAUUGACACGGUGAAGAUAAAUAAACAAGUGGACACGAGCAACACCCAAGUGCGGGGUACUGCCAAGCCCACCAUCCACGCAGGCACCACAAAUUCCCUGAAAACAGGUGGCACCUACUUUUUCCUCCCUGCGUUUAUCCACCAGUUUGGAUACAGGGGACUCUACAGUGGUUUUGUCUUCUCCGCCAUGACGACCAUCCCCGCGACGAGCCUCUACUUCUGCUGCUUCGAGUACCUCAAGUGGAUCAAAAUAAAAUGGAAUCAAACAUCGCGGGACGAGAAAACGGGGUCUGGACAAACGACCAACUCGUUGAGUUUUCUGAAUUACUUCACCAUAGCCUUCCUGGCCGAGGCCAUGUCCUGCGUCCUGUUCGUCCCCAUUGAUGUAAUUAAGGAGAGGCUGCAGGCGCAACGGUAUUUGCAACUGAAGGAGUACAGGACGUCCUACCACCUGGUGAAGGAUUUAGUUUGCAAGGAGGGCUUCUUUAGGCUAUACAGAGGCUACGUCUCCACCUGCUUAACCUACGGCGUGUUUGGAGGUUCAUUCUUCUUUCUCCAAAAUGGAAUUAAAAAGCUGUGGAGCGAAGGCAGUGGGAGGAUUUUUAACCUCUUUAAAGGAAACCUCUACCGGUGCUCCCUGGUGUGCCUCAGCAUGACCAUGAACGUUACCAUUAUAGACCUAUACAAGCAGUUCGCGUGA
Plasmodium cynomolgi strain B is the source of this 762-nucleotide messenger RNA. Its product is annotated as mitochondrial carrier protein. Gene Ontology annotation, biological process: iron import into the mitochondrion. Bases 1 to 762 code for a protein of 253 amino acids. Lineage: Eukaryota; Apicomplexa; Aconoidasida; Haemosporida; Plasmodiidae. The transcript is spliced from 6 exons. Gene Ontology annotation, molecular function: ferrous iron transmembrane transporter activity. Gene Ontology annotation, cellular component: mitochondrial membrane. The record is from RefSeq and is a predicted model, not a curated record.